Molecule: messenger RNA, 3460 nt
Organism: Pristis pectinata (smalltooth sawfish)
Lineage: Eukaryota; Metazoa; Chordata; Chondrichthyes; Rhinopristiformes; Pristidae
Product: adhesion G protein-coupled receptor E1-like
Exons: 20
Coding region: 2-2602 (866 amino acids)
Biological process (GO): adenylate cyclase-activating G protein-coupled receptor signaling pathway; cell surface receptor signaling pathway
Cellular component (GO): membrane
Molecular function (GO): calcium ion binding; G protein-coupled receptor activity
Source: RefSeq, a predicted model, not a curated record
CAUGGCACUUGGAAGGUUCUUACUGGUGCUUUAUAUCUGUUCCACUUGGGAUCAAUACGUCACUUGUUUGACAUGUGCACAUGGGUACAUACUGCAUGACAAUGGGACAUGUGUUGAUGAGGAUGAAUGCCUUGCCAAUCUGUGUGGCCCCUAUGCAGUCUGCAAAAACACACAAGGAGGGUUUCGCUGUAAUUGCAAUGAAGGAUUUGACUUGAUAUCCAAUCAGAUGCUCAAUAAUAAGACAGUAACCUUCUGUGUAGAUGCAAACGAAUGUGUCUCUAACCCAUGUGGGCCCAAUGCCGUCUGCCACAACACUCAGGGCAGUUUUUACUGCACUUGUAGUAAAGGAUUUUAUUCACAUUCCGGAGAUUAUAAAUUUGCUGGCUUCACUGAGUCCUACUGUAGAGAUAAGGAUGAGUGCCAGUCUGAUCCAUGUGGCGCCAACGGGGUCUGUCACAACACCAAUGGGAGCUUUUACUGCAGUUGUGAUAAAGGAUUUUACUCAGAAUCUGGAGAUCACAGAUUCACUGAUCCUACUGAGUCUACCUGUAAAGAUUACGAUGAGUGUUAUACCAGCCCAACAAUUUGUGGCAAAAAUGCCAGCUGCUACAAUACCAAGGGAAGCUUCUACUGUGUGUGUGAGAAAGGGUUUGUUCAACCAUCUGGUGAGACGAAUUUUACUGGCUAUGGGAGUCGAUGUGAGGAUGUUGACGAAUGCCUUUUGAACCCCUGUGGCUCCAAUGCAACCUGUAACAACACGAUGGGAAGUUAUACCUGCGUCUGUAACUCUGGCUUCAUUUCAUCAUCUGGGGGCAGCAGACUGCAGCGCGGAGAUGUCUGCCUCAAAUUUGACUGCCCAAGUGCUGUCAUUAACAAGUGUCCACCUGUAACUGUGGAGAUGGGGUCAGUGCAGGUCGGUGGCUCUGGCGCUGACACUGGGCAGGGGACAGUUGAUCCAUUUUGCUCCAUCAUGGACUUUCUCCAUCUCCACGACGUGUGUAAAAUGUUGCGCACCAAAGAGAACUUUGACCCUGAGCAGCACCUCCAGAGUAUCUCAACGUUUACAAAUCAGCUGCUGGGAAACCAUUCACUGCUGAAGAACAUGGAGCCUCAGGCACUUCAAGAAGCACUGGCAUUGUCUCUGCAGAUGGUGGAGAACUCGGUGAUGGCCGUGGUGUUCACGCUGAUGGAUCAGCAAAAGAAGAACAUGUCCUUCGGCAACAUAGAAGUUGAAAUGGAAGUUCUGCGGGAUCGCAACAUUUCGGCUGCAGAAACUGCAACGCUGUCAGCAAAGGGGAACCAGCUGGAUGUUCACUGGCGGGCAGUCACUGACAGAGGAGACCCUGGGUUUGUUGGCGUGGCUCUGAUCGCCUUCUCCCAGAUGGACUCUGUGCUGAAUGCCUCCUUGGAUCAAGAGGAGAAGCUGCAGCUAAACUCGCACGUUCUCACCGCAGCAUCGACCCGUAAAAGCAACGAGGCCCUGGAUCAGCCAGUCAACCUCACCUUCCACAAUGAGAAGGCAAAGAACCCCCGGGUCCAGGUGGUGUGUGUCGCUUUAAACCACACGGUGGGCAGAAGCCACUGGUCACGUCAGGGCUGCAGGCUGAUGAAGGCUAACAUUACGCACACUGUGUGCCAGUGUAAACGCCUAACCAGCUUUGCUGUGCUAAUGGCACUAUACGAAACCCAGGAUCCCUGGCAUCUACUGAACCUCAGCCUAAUUUCAUACAUUGGAAUCAGCAUCUCACUGGUGUGUCUCUUUGUUUCGUUUGUCACCUUUUUGGUGUGUCGGGCGAUUCAAGGCACCAGGACCACCAUCCAUGCCCACUUGUGCCUCUGCUUGUUCCUUGCAGAGCUCUUGUUCCUCAUUGGCAUUUCUCAGACCAGUAACAAGGUUGUUUGUGCCGUCAUUGCUGGGUUCCUGCAUUACUUCUUCCUGACCGUGUUUGCCUGGAUGUGUCUAGAGGGCAUCCAACUCUACCUCAUGGUGGUGAAAGUUUUUAACGCUGGGUGCCUGGGGAAGCGCCACAUGUUCCCAGUUGGCUAUGGCCUUCCACUUCUUGUUGUUGGGAUCUCAGCCGCUGUGUUCAGGAAGGGCUACGGGACACCUGAACAUUGCUGGCUCUCUCUGGAAAACCACUUCCUAUGGAGUUUCCUGGGGCCGGUGUGUGCCAUUAUACUGAUCAACAUCGUGUUUUAUUGUAUAACUCUGAGCAAGCUGGCAAAGAGGAUGUCAACUCUGAAGAAAGAUAAGCCUGCACUGAAGAAGAUCAGAUCGUUCACCUUGGCAGCAAUUGCUCAACUUUUCCUCCUGGGCUGUACGUGGAUAUUUGGGAUUUUCCAUUUUCGGAAAGAAACCAUCGCCAUGGCUUAUAUAUUCACCGUCAUUAACAGCUUUCAGGGAAUGUUCAUCUUUAUCCUGCAUUGUCUCCUGAACAAACAGGUGAGGGAGGAAUAUUGGAAAUGUUUCACCGGAACCUUCAGCUUAAAGGGCCCAGGAUACUCAGAGUUCGCUGCCAGUUCCUCGGUGCCAAUGACCAGUCUACAACAGAGGCACAUCUCCUCCAAGCAGCCAAACAACAGCCUUGCCACAGAACACUGAGCACCUUCCGACAGAUCAGGAUAUGGGCUGCUGCACUUUAUUGUGAUCGUUGUGCCUGGAUCACAGCAUAAAUCGUCAUGGACAUUGUGAGGAACCUUGGCUGGAAACUUCCAGAGACUGUUUCUUGAUUGUUCCUAGUGACCAGGAACAGUGCAUACACUGGACGGUGGGCUCGCAAGAAGAACUGCAGGAUGGAUUGAGGUAGAUUGAAAUGAUAAGAAGAUGAUGCACACACAAGGCGUCGGUCAAACCCAGAGGCCCGUACCAGUGCCUUAAAGCACCUUCCUCAAGGACUUUCUGCUGCUGUUCUCCAGGUCACCGAACAGUCAGAUGUUGUACAGUAAUGGUUCAAGAGCCAACAAAAGGUUAAUGGCUUUUCCAAGAAGUCAGCAACACCUAAUUGCUUCUACCCAGCGAGUUCAGUGCUGUUGGCUGUGUUACCGAUGUUCUCCUGACCUUUUGUGUUUAGUUUCUGGCGCUGCUUAUCCCAGCUUUGCAUCCACAGCGGAACCGGUAAAAGUGAAGCACUCCUGUCAUUGUGGGGAUCAGCCAAUUACCUUGCAGUAUUGACAGUACAUGGAGAUCAGCCAAUGGGAUCUGCUCUUGACCAGUAUCCAGUGCUGGAAGGUCAAGGGCCAGAUCUGGCCCAGUCCUUGGGUGGCAGUCUCUCCCACAGAUGGGCCGAAAGGGGUGCCCGAGUUUCACCGUUCACACCCCAGACCCCGUCACUGGAAGCUAUCUGCUCCUUCUGGAAGUGGGAGGGACACAUCCAGCUGUGGAACCAACACAGCCGGUCAAUGAUCCCAGUGUAACACCAACACUGUUCAAAACACACAUCUGUUUUAUAAAUAAAAGUCA